AUGGCCUCGUUUCUCAGGGAUCGACGCGUGCAAGAAGCCAGCGUGAUUGCAGUUCAAGAGCCGUGGAAGAACACCCUCUCCAACACCACACAUCAACCCAUAUCCUCGCUCUUCCAGCUCGUCUAUCCAAGCACGUCUCUAGACGAACCACCUGGCGUAUGCUUCUAUAUAUCUAAGAACCUCCACCCUGGCGAGUGGUCUUGCACGCUCGUGGAUCGUGAUUACCAGAUCUUGAAGCUCCGGAAAGCUCACGCGCACGGCAACUGGACGGAUCUCUUCGUGCACAACAUAUACAAUCGGCAAGGCACAGGCAUACCCGACAAGCUCCGUCAAGAGCUCUCUAAGCGCAAGGAAGCGGAGCAUAUCGUUGUGGGAGACUUCAACGCCCACCAUCCAGUAUGGGGAGGUCCAGGAGCUCCUGCAGAGGCAGAAUCAGAGGAUUUCUUGCUGCUGGCUGACCAGCACAAGCUUGACUUGCUCACAGAGGCCGCUAGGCCCACGUGGGAGCGUGGAGGUGCAGAAUCUGUGAUCGAUUUGACGUGGAUCAGCGAAGAGCUAACUGGGCGAUUGGUCAACCAUGGGCGUGCAGACGAUAUCGAACACCAAUCUGACCACUAUCCCGUACGCACUACACUAGACGUGCAGACCCCACUUUUCAAGGCCCCAGAACGUCGAAAUUGGAGUGCCAUGGACGACAAGAUCCUCACAGAAUUCAUCGAAAAGCACGUUAUAUCACGAGAUCUGACCUCUGCCAGCCAGCAACGUGUGGAGCUCGAAACCCAGACCUUUAUACGGACUAUACAAGUAGCGAUCGACGCUUCCACACCAUGGGCAAAACCUUCCAUGUGGUCAAACUCCGACUUCACGCUGGAGUGUAGAGAAGCGGUAAAAACCGUGCGUUUUCUCCGCCGGCAGUGGACUCGCUCACACGACCCGCUUGACGAGCUCCGCUACAAGCAGGCCCGGAACGACAAGAACCGGCUCAUCAAGGGCACGCUCAGCAAGGCCCACCGGAAGCGUGUACAGAAGGUUAUGGAAGAGGGCCCCCGUGGCAUGUGGAGACUGGCCAAGUGGGCGCGGAACCAUAGCGGCGUCUACGAGCGUGGACUUACACCUACACUCCGGGCACGAGACGGUUCCACAGCGGAGACCAUGGAGCAGAAAGCAGCAGCUUUCCAGCACGCUUUCUUCCCACAACCUCCAGAAGCGGAUAUAACAGACACGGAAGGAUAUAUAUAUCCAGAAAGCGUGGAUUUUCCGGAGAUCACACAUCACGAGAUCCAGGAAGCUAUACGAGCUACUCCCGCGGGCAAGGCCCCUAGAGAAGACGCGAUUCCGAACGCUCUCUGGCACAAGCUGAUCAAAAUCCCCGUGGUGGCGAGCACGCUCCACCAGCUCUUCAACGCGUGCGUGCGAAUAGGCUACAAUCCAGGCCACUUCCAGAGGUCUAUCACGGUUAUGCUACGCAAGGCCGGAGAUCGAGACUACCAGGAAGCUAAGUCAUACCGGCCAGUUGCUCUUCUCAAUACAAUCGCUAAAUUUCUCGAGUCUAUCAUCACAAGACGUAUAUCUUACGCUAUGGAAGAGCACGGAUUGCUGCCAAAAGGUCAUCUUAGUGGAAGACGGGGCAUCUCCACGGAGCACGCUAUACAGAUCAUGCUAGAUCGGAUACGUAGCGCGUGGGGUAGAGGCUCUAUGGUCUCUCUUCUUAUGCUAGACAUAUCUAGAGCGUAUAACAACGUCUCACAUGCACGUCUAAUUCAUAACAUCAAAAAGCGUCGACUUAGCCAGCUUACACCCUAG
Messenger RNA from Penicillium pulvis, 1803 nucleotides. RefSeq names its product reverse transcriptase. The transcript has a single exon. Bases 1 to 1803 code for a protein of 600 amino acids. The record is from RefSeq and is a predicted model, not a curated record. Lineage: Eukaryota; Fungi; Ascomycota; Eurotiomycetes; Eurotiales; Aspergillaceae. Gene Ontology annotation, molecular function: catalytic activity.